GGAAGUGAACAGCAUGCAUGCAAGGAACUUUUAGUUUUCCCUUUAAGUAUCCCGAACAAUCACACAGCACAGUUAGGUUGCUGUCGAUGGUUGUGGUGUAAAGCAUCUUCUAAAUAACCGUUCAGGUUUCAUGUUUGUCCAUUGUUGGAUCAUUUCCAAGUUGUAUUGACAGCUGAUCAACAUGGAGCCAGAUAUCAAUCUCGACGAUGUUGAUUAUGAGCUGUCACGGAAGGAGUUUGAAGAAUUGCUUGGUGGUCGUCACAUCAAUAACCUGAAGCUGACCGAUGCAAUGACGAUGGCAAAGAUGAUGGAUGUGAAAGGAUUCAAACAGGCCACAACUCUUGCUCAAGUCCAGAUGUGUCUCAAGCUUCAUCUCCUCAAAGUUAAUAAGAUGGAAAAACGAGGCCAUGAGCCACUAAAAGUGUUCAAAAGGCUGAAGAAACAUUAUCAAAAAAGCUGUGAAAAACUGACAGAAAUCUUCGAGGAGUGCAUCCAACAACUGGCCAAGGUGGCAGACGAUGAUCCCUUGAUUGGUGACCUUGAGAAGAGUAUUCCAGGCUUCAAGUUUCCAGACACGCUACGGGAGCAUGUAGAGAAAUUACUCAAUCCAGAGUGCAAGAUCUUAGUGACAGGUGAGCUUUGCGCCGGGAAAACAUCGGUUGUGAACACCCUUCUCGAGGAAAAGGUCCUUCCAGCUAACUUCCUAAGCAACACCUUGACGUUAUGUGAGCUAAAAUAUGGUGAAUGGCGUGGGGCCAGGGUGCAUCCAUGGAAACCUGAAGAACCUCUCAUAUAUGUGACAGAUAAUGAUGAUUUUCUGAGGGAUCUUGCAAAAAGGAAUGAAUUAGACUAUGUCCCUGAAUGGUUCGACCAGGGGUUGAGUUCCGAGGGUAGCUCAGAAGCCAAAGCCGCUGUAGGUUGCCAAACACCUAGCGAUGACUCGAUCAGCGAUAAGUUUGAGAUUGUCCUGCCUAAAGAGACUGGGCCACGCCCAUUCAUUGACAAGGUGGAGGCAGAUAAGUUUCUCCAGACCACGGCGAAAUAUAUUGAAGAGAAAGAUACUCGAGACAAAAGCAACAACAAAAGGGGGCGCUACAAGACGGUGGAAGUGUUUCUUCCCAAUGAGCUUCUCAAGGAUGGCUUGACAAUCAUUGACAGCCCGGGCAUCGGAGACAGUCCACGGCUUACUGACAUUGUGAUAGAGAAUCUUGUGAGUGCAUUUGGCUUCAUCUACGUGAUCAACAGCAAUGCCAGAGGAGGCGUCCAGGAGGAUCGGCUCCAAGCUCUGCUCAAGAAAGUCCGCACCUUGGAAUCAAUUGACAACCAGAAACUUUUCAGUCAAGAAUCGGCCAUAUUUGUUUGCAACCAAUGGGAUAAGAUUCCCGUAACCGAGCACGAACGUCUGCUUGCAGACACUGAGAAGAAGCUGGCCAAGUGUUGGAGCGGUCUUCAGCCUGAUCAGAUCAUUCCGUUCAGUGCCAAGGAAGCGGGAGAGAUAUACGACGAAGGUUACAUGACCUUGGAGUAUAAGAAUCUUCUUGAUGGCAUCGAAGAUCUCAUCCCUGUGGGUCUGGAGAACAAGAUAUUCAUGUCUUUCAAGUACCUGGCAGCGCUGUUGCAGAGGCUGCUCCGCCAGCUCGAUGGCUACCUGAACCAUCUCCAGUCAUCCGAGGAAGACAGGAAGAAACAAUUCAGUGAACUUCACAAGCGACUCAAAUACCUAAAGAACCUCUCCAAGAAACAGUUCAAAGAACUUAAGAAAGAUGUUGACGCCAAGUUAAAAGAUGUCCACUUGCAGCUCCAGAAACAUUUAUUGGAGGAAAAUACAAUGAAAAGUUUGUGCCAAUGGAGCAUGGAAGAAGCUCCGGGGAAGGUUUAUAACUUUGACGAGGUCUACAUGCACAUUCAGAAAAAGAUGACGGAGAGAAUUACAAUGGAGAUACAGAGAUGGGAGGAGGAUCAUCAGUUCUUUGAAAAAGUACCUGAUGCCAUCAGUGACAAAUUCCGAGGUUUUUUUGGGCAAGUUGAAAAGGAAAUGGAGGAGAUCCAAGACAAAAUCACCAACGUAAAGAUCGAGGUGAAAAACACCGAGGCAUGGAAAAAGAGGGACAAAUUAGACUUGAGUCCUCUGCUCAUGUAUGAGAAGUUUCACAAAGCUGUAAAAAAUCCUGCGAAGGCAGUGGCAGCAUCAUUCUUGCUACCCAUUGUGGUGCCCAUUGCUGUUGUUGCAGCCAUUCCAGCCCUUGUCGCCUUUGGUGCCAUGGCUGCCAAGACGAUGCUGACAGACAACCAGAAACAGAAUUAUUUGAGUGAAUAUUCCAACCCCAAAACCUGUCAGGCAUGUUUGCGUCAACAUUCGGGUAAAUUCCUUCAGUUCUAUUGCAAAAGUACAGAACAUCUCUAUAGUCAGUUACAAGAGAUGAUGAAACCUGCAUACGACAUUGUGGAUGACCUUCAGAAGUUCAUCCCGCAACUGAUAGAGAGCGAUAACCAGCAGGUCAUCUCGCUCAUGAAUGACAAACGCCAAGCUGGAGAAGUGUUGAAAUUCUACCCAGGAUACCGAGCGCUGAUGAGUGAAUUUCGCAAACGUCUGCACCACUUCCAAGUUCAUCACAUGAAGAGAAACAGCCGUGACAUCAUCGUUCAUAACUUCAUCGACACCAAGGUCAUCGACGACCAAGCUAUAUGCUCCGGAUGGUUCACGACACUUCAUCGUGCACAGCUGACGACUCGCAAAGGGCGUCGCAGCCUAACACACAGCAUCUCUUUAAGAUGCAUCAAGAGAAAAGUGCAUGAGAAAGAUAUCGGUGAUUACCUGGUGGAGGAAGAAUGCUGGUCAUUAAAGCCAGAGAGGGAAAAGAACAUUGCCAAAUUCAUCGGCCUGACAGUCGAGGACACCGAGAUCAUCUACCACAUCCUUGAACCGAUGACGGGGAACCUCCGAUCACGAAUGAGGUCAGGAUCACUUGGAGGCAAUCCACAAACAGACGAAGCAAAGAAAACGCUCAUUAAUAAUGUUGCCUGCCAGAUUGCGCAAGGGUUGGAAUACCUCCACAGCAAACACAUAGUUCACUUUGAUUUGACUCUUGACACAGUCGCAUACAAAAUGGAAGGAAACACCAUGGUUGUAAAGCUGACCAACAUGAGCAUCCCAAAGCAAGUCCCCGUUGACCCAGAGAUGACCAAGGAAGAACUGAUGCAGUAUCGCUACUUACCGUGGGAUGUUUUGAAUGGGGGCGUGUACACCAAGGAGAGUGACAUGUACAGCUUUGGUCUCAUGCUGUGGGAAAUGGUGACAACCCAGGAAGCAUUUGCAGCAGAAUUUGAUGACAGGCCCAUCAAUUCCUUGGAGAGUUUGAUGAACUGCAUCGAAUAUGGCCGGCCGAGGGUGAACUUUUCUCUCUCAGUGGUCGAUGCACCUACAUCUGAAUUCGAUCAGACAUGGGAGUCUUUGAUGUGCAGUCUUUGGGAUAAUAAGCCGAGCGAGCGUCUGACUGCACAGAAGUUCCUCCGCAAUCUGAAUGACCCUAGCACCCCCAAGGUCCUGCCGAUAUUUGCAGAUCACUUCAGUGCAUGAACAUAGGAGAUAUUGGCAGGAGACAGAGAAAACAAGACAAAGAUAAAGUGAACAUUUUUCAGAAAAUCAAAAGGUCUUUCUAACAAUACUAUGUUGAUGUACUUAAGCCGGUUCAGGGCUGCUUAUGUACUAUGUACCUUUGUAAUUGGCAUAAUGUGUAAAAGACAUGUGUCGACCAGCUAGAGCGCCUCAACAGUAUAGUCACAGUGAGUUAUUAUUAGAAGAGUGAGUAGAUGGAACUGCACUGCUUUUGAUUACUGUUCCAAUUCUUUACUGUUCCAAUUCAAAAUUGUUAUUUUUCAUGAACAUUAUAUAUAACUGUAUGUCAAUAUUGUCGUAAUUUCUUCAUAGAACAUUGAGGUGAAUAUUUUGUUAAAGGAUCAAUCUUUUGAAAAAAAAUUUAAUUGUCAUUAUUAGGGAAUAUUUAUCCUUGCAAAUUGUUUAGCCAUACACUGCUGAGAAGACAUGAGUGAGCCUGAUUGAAUUGUUGAUAAUCCUAACAGGUAUGUUGUCAUAUUGGAUGUUAAUUGGGCAAAUCAUUUCACUUACAUGAUAUGCUCCACCAAUGAGAAUGUUACACCAGUCGAGUUUGAUUACUAUAAAGAUACCAAUAAAUCAUAUUUUGUGAUCAGAAAUUUUCCUUUCAAGUUUAAUAAGUUGUCAUAUACAGUAGUUCUGUGAAAUAACACAUUGUUGAUUACCAGACAGUUGGUGACCAGUGUCAUCCUUCAAAUACCUCUGGCAAGUGCCACCUGGAUCUGGACUCCCAGGGCAGUACAUUGCGUCAUUCUCAUUGUAUCUCCUCAUGGUGAGGGACAAGACCGGUCCACUGCGUCUGGAGUGUAGUGCCACCAGGAUGUCCUCCCACCUAGCAAGGUGGUGACAGUUGUGUUGAUUGAGGAGGAGCUCCAGAUGUGAUGAUUGCUGGAUCUGGAUAGGCGGUCGCGAAUGAAGACAUGUUGUCCUGGAGGAUGUGCAUGUGUGUUAAUGUCAACACCUGUAUUACAAACCUGUUGGAACAUCAGGUUCUAACAAUCCAACAAUUUUGUAACAGGAGUAGAUCACUGGAGGUAGAUGUCCGCAUAUUGUAACUGGCUGCGGAUAGCUAAGGAGACAAUUCCUUAUAUCACCAGACAGUAAC
Messenger RNA from Lineus longissimus, 4718 nucleotides. RefSeq lists its product as uncharacterized. Bases 182 to 3577 code for a protein of 1131 amino acids. The transcript has 10 exons. NCBI's taxonomy places the organism in Eukaryota, Metazoa, Nemertea, Pilidiophora, Heteronemertea, Lineidae. Gene Ontology annotation, molecular function: ATP binding; protein kinase activity. The record is from RefSeq and is a predicted model, not a curated record. Gene Ontology annotation, biological process: protein phosphorylation.